AUGGUUAAAUCCUUUGAGGAUAUGGAUUGCUAUGAAAUCCUUCAGGUGGAUCGCAGUUCUACUUUACAGGAGAUUAAAGCAAGUUAUAGAAAACUAGCUUUACAGUAUCACCCUGAUAGACAUCCUAACAAAGAAGGAUAUGAUGAGAUAUUUGCAGGAAUUAGCAGUGCCUACAACAUUUUGUCAAACGAGGAUAAACGAAAAUGGCAUGAGAAGGAUUAUACUAGGGACCAAUACUCAGUGUUUACUGAUGAAAUUCAAGAAAUGCAAACCAAGUUAGAGAAAGUCAACUUUGGAGUAUGGGUAAAUUUUCUAAAUCGAAUACGAAUAGAUGAACAAACUGCACGUUCUACAGUUGAAUGGCCAAGCCUUGGUGAUAUUACCUGGUUAUGGACACACACAAAGCCAUUUUAUCAAAAAUGGCUACGAUUUUCUACAUCAAAAUCUUUUGAGUGGGAGGCAAUUUACAAUGAAGAAGAAGAAACAGACCCUGGUACGAAACGAUUAAUGAAAAACGAAAACCAAAAAUGUAUUAAAUACUCUAUUCGACAGUAUGAUGAAGCAGUUCGUGCACUGAUUGCAACAAUGUGUAAACUAGAUCCUCGGCGUCAAAACGUGAAGAAAAUCUCAGACCCUGAACGUUAUGAAUCUUUGCAAGCUGCAUCUCGCAAACAAAGCGAGCAUGAUCGCCGUAAUUACCAGGAUUCUUUAAAAAAACAAUCCCUUGCUUCAUGGACAGUUGUAGAUCAAGAAUUGAAUUGGAGCGAGGAUGAGGAUGAGGAUGAAAGUUCGUCUACUGAUAUGACGGAAGCAGUAGACAUCACCAAUUGUUCCAUAUGCAACAAGUAUUUCCGCUCAUUACAGCAGCUGAAAAAUCACGAAAACAGUAAAAAGCACAAACAAAACUUUCGAAAAGCAAGAAAAAAGCAAGAGAAGGAUGCCAAAAUUGCGCCCAGACCUUUCGAAGCUUCAGGAGAAGCUUCGGAUUCUUCUAAGAAAUCUGAACCUUUAUAUGAAUUCUCUUCUAAAAGCGUUGAAGAUAUUGAAAGAAGUUUUACAUUUAUCGAGAUGUCUGACGAUGACUUCUUUACUGCCCAUGAAUUUAGCGAUGAAGAGGCAUUCUAG
Messenger RNA from Schizosaccharomyces cryophilus OY26, 1125 nucleotides. Its product is annotated as Co-chaperone for ATPase activity. The coding region runs from base 1 to 1125 and encodes 374 amino acids. The transcript is spliced from 2 exons. Gene Ontology annotation, cellular component: cytoplasm. Lineage: Eukaryota; Fungi; Ascomycota; Schizosaccharomycetes; Schizosaccharomycetales; Schizosaccharomycetaceae. The record is from RefSeq and is a predicted model, not a curated record.